Messenger RNA from Arabis nemorensis, 768 nucleotides. The record is from the annotation of a GenBank genome assembly. Lineage: Eukaryota; Viridiplantae; Streptophyta; Magnoliopsida; Brassicales; Brassicaceae.
AUGGAGCUUCCUAGAAACUCAAAAGAAAAUCAUAGAGACAAGUUUGAAUUCGAUCAUCGGCUUAGAGAGCUUGCCUCCAGAAACCAUACUUAUCAGUUACCUCGUAUUGAGGACAAGCACUAUUCCGAACUAGAAUCUAAUAGAGAUAGUGUAAGAGCUUUUCACAACGGAGAAAAUGGUCCUGCAGCUUUUCGUGAACCAGGAGAGGUCUCACCCAAUAGAAUUCCCAGUAAUAACAAAGAUAAUACAGAGCAGUCCAAAAAUUACUCUAAAAGACCUAUCUUCGAGCGACUCUCGGUAGACGGUGAGGCAGAGUUAGAACUUGAGGGUUCGACGAAUACUAGAUCGGUUUCAAAGAGACCAGCCCUUGAAAGAAUCUCCCUCCUGGAGAACAGAAGAGCCCAAGAGGAUGCGCAAAAUCAGCGAACAAGAACCUCCCCUGCUUUAAAACAGAGUAGCAAAGAACAAGGCACUGUAGGAAACACACCCUCCCAAAAUAGAGAUACAAGAGCAAGAGAGAUUCAGGCAGAGAGUGAUGAUCACUGUAACUCCUCCCCAUCCUCUGAAGCGACGAUUCCUGACCUCCCCAGAAUGCGGGUUCACUCCGGUCCAGUAAUGACCCUUCCUCUCUCUGCCCGACUAGGACAACGUAGAGAGCCUAAGCGUACCGUGUCGGUCCAGAGAAUGCAGGUAAGAAGAAGAAUUCCCAACAAAAAGUUAUGGUUAAGAGAAGAGGGGGUCAAAGUCUACUCAUUGGAGCUUCUUUGA